This is a messenger RNA of Epithele typhae, 1080 nucleotides long. RefSeq lists its product as uncharacterized. The transcript has 4 exons. The record is from RefSeq and is a predicted model, not a curated record. NCBI's taxonomy places the organism in Eukaryota, Fungi, Basidiomycota, Agaricomycetes, Polyporales, Epitheliaceae. Bases 1 to 1080 code for a protein of 359 amino acids.
AUGCGCCGCAACACCCUCCGCAAGACCACAGACGACGAGCCUACCGAAGCGUUUCCGGUGUCGGCUAGGUCCUCUGCUGUUAUGCACAUCUGGGAACCAGAGCACUUGUCCCAGUCUAGCACGUCCGUCCAGCUCCAACCCGACAGCAUAUAUCACACCGAGGACGUCGAUCAUACCCCUCCCCUUGAGCCGUCGGCCGCGCUCGACCUCAACCGGACCCUCACCGCGUCCUCCACCCGCGCCCCCCACGUCCUCCUCCGCCUCCAUCGCCUCCCUCGCCUCCUGCCGCGCCGAGCCGAGCUCCUCCCCGCGCGCCCCCACCUUCGCCCGCUCCGACGUCCGCCCUCCCCGAGCACCCCCGCACCCACGCCAGCGCCCCUUCCGCUCCGCCCCGCCCACGUCCCCAGCCCGGCCGCCGCGCUGCUCACCGCGCUCCGCGUCGCGCUCUUCCCCGCGUGGGUCCUCGCCGCGGGCGGCGCGCUCGUUCUCUUCCCGCGGCACCUCUCCCCCGCCGUCUUCGCCCCGGGCUACCUCCCGCGCGCGGACGGCGGCGGCGCGCUCGCGCGCUUUGCGGCGCUGAAGGAGCACGCGCGCGACCUCGCGGCGUGCUUCGCGUACGCGGUCCUCCUCGCGCCCGCGUACGUCCCCGCGGGCGCGCGGCCGUGGGCGGCGGCCGGCGUCGCGCUCGUGCUCGUGCGCGCGGCGUGGGUGUGGUGGGGGUACGAGCCGGCGCGGCGGGUGGUGGCGGGGCGCGGUGGGGAUGGGAAAGGGAAGGAGAGGCGGGCGGAGGGAGCGGGCGAGGGCGAGGGCGAGGGCGAGGGCGAGGAGUGCGUGCAUGAGUGGCUGGGGAGGGACGACAUGGAGACCCUGUGGCUGCUGGCCAACGAGGGCGCUCAUUGGCGAGAGUGCAGUCUGGAGUGCACCUGUCGGCGUGGAGAGGAAGACGGGGUGCCUCUGUGGGACGAAGAGGUCGAGGCGGACGACGGCGAUGAUGGGCAUGACGGCGAUGGGGUCUGGGACGACUCUGUCGAGCUGAGGGAGGAGCGAGAGUGCGAACUCAUGUUGUCGGAGGACGCAUGA